Molecule: messenger RNA, 6348 nt
Organism: Electrophorus electricus (electric eel)
Lineage: Eukaryota; Metazoa; Chordata; Actinopteri; Gymnotiformes; Gymnotidae
Gene: fasn2
Product: fatty acid synthase 2
Biological process (GO): fatty acid biosynthetic process
Molecular function (GO): 3-oxoacyl-[acyl-carrier-protein] synthase activity
Source: RefSeq, a predicted model, not a curated record
AUGAAGGAUGAUGAUCCAGAAAUUGCUGUUGUUGGCAUAGGAUGUAACUUCCCUGGUGGAGAGGGGCUUGAUCAUUUCUGGAAGGUCCUCAUUGAGGGAAAGAACUGUGCUGUACAGAUACCAGUAGAGCGGUUUGACUAUACCCAGUGGUAUGAUCAAGAUGCUACUAAGGCAGGGAAGUCACGAACAGCAAAAGCUGCACUUGCUGAAGGGUUCAAUCAGCUUGAUCACAAGUUCUUUGGUAUUAAUGAUGCUGAGGUGGAGCAAAUGGAUCCUCAGCAGAAAAUCCUUCUGCAAUGUACCUAUAGAGCACUAGAGAAUGCUGGGAUACCUAUGGAGAAGGCCAGUGGGUGCAGAACAGGAGUAUUUUUGGGCCUGAUGAACAGAGACUAUGAACUCAUCAUGGCAAAUGCUAACCCAGUCAUCAUCAACCACUGUACUGGUACUGGUUUAGCUAUGAGUAUAGCUGCCAACAGAAUCUCCUAUGUCUUCAACUUUACUGGGCCUUCUUUUGCUAUAGACUGUGCUUGCUCCUCUUCACUUGUUGCACUUCAUUUAGCCUGCCAGGCCAUCAAACAAGGAGACUGUGAAAUGGCUGUAUGUGGUGGUGUUAGCUGCAUUUUUCAGCCAAGAGUAUUCGUGGCUCUAAGCAAGGCUAAUAUGAUUUCACCUAAUGGCACCAGCAAACCAUUCUCUGACAAAGCAGAUGGCUAUGGAAGAGGAGAAGGCUGUGGAGUCAUCCUGCUCAAGCCUCUGAAUAAGGCUCUGCAAGACCAUGAUCACAUUUGGGGCAUCAUAUGCAAAACUGCAGUAAAUCAAGAUGGCCACACCGUCACUCCAAUCACAAAGCCAUCCAUGAUCCAGCAGGAGAAGCUGCUGCAAAGAAUUUACUCUACAAAGACCUACCUGUCUGAUGUCCAAUACAUAGAAGCUCAUGGGACUGGAACCUCAGUGGGAGAUCCAAUAGAGGCAAGUAGCAUCUCUAAAGUUAUUUCUAAGGCAAGGCCUGCAGAUUUAGGGCCACUCUGCAUUGGCUCUGUUAAAGGUAACAUUGGACACACAGAAUCUGCAGCAGGAGUGGCAGGACUUAUUAAGGUUCUCCUUAUGAUGAAGCAUGAAACCAUCGUUCCUUCACUGUUCUACUCAGAAGAAAGCUCUAGCAUAGAUGCCCAAGCUCUCAAUCUAAAAAUCCCCACCAAAGCAGAGAAAUGGGUCACCUGCAGCAGUUCCGUGAGAGUUGCUGGAAUAAAUAACUUUGGAUUUGGAGGGACAAAUGCACAUGCAGUUGUGAAACAAUACAGGCAGAAAGAAUUCCUGAAAGCACCUGUCAAGAAAAAUCAGCAUUUUUUUGUACUUUCUGCAGCAACAGAAAAAUCAAUGGCAAUGAUGAUAAAAGACACUAUAGAAAAUAUCAGCAGUGGGAACAUAACAAAUCUACAUAGUUUGGCAUAUACCUCUGCAUGUAGAAGGAGUCACUUAAGACAUAAAUACAGGAAAUCAUUUCAUGCAUCGUGUUUGACUAAUUUGAAGGAGAAGCUUGUGCAUGUUCUGGAACAAAAGACUUUGAUUUCAAAGCAAAAUCCCAGACUAAUUUUUGUUUUCUGUGGGAAUGGUGUUACUUACAAAGGCAUGUGCAAACAGCUCAUAAAAGAGGAACCUGUUUUCAGGGAACAAGUGAGAGAGAUUGAGUCUCUUUUCCAAGGCUACAGAAAAUUGAGCCUUGUAGAAAUGCUGGAGAGGGAGUGUCGACCUGAUGUUGAUUUCUCAGAACCAGAAAUUAUCCAGCCCCUCCUCUUUGCCAUUCAGGUUGCCAUUGCUAAGCUACUAAUCUACUGGGGAAUUAGGCCAGAUGCUGUUCUUGGUCAUUCUGUUGGAGAGGUUGCUGCAGCCCAUUGCUCAGGGUUGUUAUCACUUGAGGAUGCAGUGAAGGUGAUCUAUUAUCGCAGUCAUUUGCAGAGCAAAGUAACUGGAGGAAAAAUGCUAGUUGUAAGUAAUAUGGCUGUAUCAAAUGUGUUGGAUAUCCUCCCUUCUUAUUCUGGGAGAAUAUGCUUGGCAGCACACAAUAGUCCUCAGUCAUGCACACUUUCAGGAGAGGCAGAUGUCAUUGAUAGUUUACAUAAGCGCUUGAAUAAUUCACAUGAUGGGAAAAAUCUGUUCCUUCAUGUUUUGGAUGUCCCUGCUGCUUAUCAUAGCCAUAUGAUGGAUUCUAUUUUGGCAGAGGUAGAGAGCAGUAUAGGUCCAUUAACGGUACAGAACACAGUGACAGAAUUGUUCUCAACAGUGACAGGAGAAAAAGUGUGCCCCACAGAUUUUGUUAAUGGUAUUUACUGGGCAAGAAAUAUCCGAGAGCCAGUGGCAUUUAAACAAGCAGUAAAAUCAGCCAAACAGAACAAGAAUGCAAUCUUUGUUGAAAUUGGCCCAAGAAGAGCUUUGCAGAGAAACAUCAAGGAGACUCUAGGAAAUGACACAGUGGUGCUGUCCUCAGUGGAGCCAGAUAAAGAUCAUGAGACAAUGCUGACUGUUGUGUCAAAACUUUUUGAAAUGGGAGUGAAUGUAGAUUGGGAUCAAUUCUACAAAGGCUCUGAGGUGAAACCUAUAUUUUUGCCAAGGUAUCUGUUUGACAAUGAGAAGAAAGAUGUACUUAUUGAAGCAACACACAAUGAUACUAGGAGUAGUCACCCUGUAAUUACACAGAAGAGUAAAGAUGGCUUGGUUUUCAGCUGUGACCUCUCAUCUGAGGCACUGUCCUACUUGAAUGACCACAAACACCAAGGUGUUGCAAUUAUUCCUGGGGCAUUUUAUGUUGAGUUGGGUUUAGCAGCUUUUAUGAUGAGUGCAAAACCAAAAGUGCCCCUUAACUAUCUACAGCUCAGUAUAAGAUUCCACACUCCAUGCAUUUUGUCACAGAAUAUACCAGCCAUGAAAGUGCUGUUGGAUCCAACAGAAGACACAGCAGAAAACAGUUUUCAGUACAAAGUACAUUCUUUGUCAUCAUACUAUGCAUCAGGCAAAGUAGAGGCAGUACAAAAAAGACCUGAAGAGCAAUACAUUUCACUGAAAUGCAUCUACAAAAGAUGCCAGUCAGUUGUGAGCUCUGAAGAGUUCUACAAGUACCUAUGUUUAGGUGGUUUUCAGUAUAGUUCUGUGUUCAAAAACAAAGGGGAUGUUUACUAUGGGGAAGAACUCAGAGAAAGCUAUUCAGUUGUGACAGUCCCUGAUAAGUUAUGGCCCCAUUUGUAUGACUAUUAUCUCCAUCCUGUGGUCUUAGACUAUUUUAUGCAGAUUCUUCCUGUAACAGGAACUCAAAACCUCUUGGGAAGACCUGGAUUUCCAUCUCAAAUUGGCAGUUUAACUGUAUUUGAACCACUGCAGAAGGAGAUGGUUGUGUAUUUGAGAGCAACAGAUAUGAGUACAGAGGAGCUUAAUGUUUGUGGCUGCUUUGUUGACAAAGAGGGCAGAGUUUUGGUUGAACUCAAACAUGUGACAAUCACAUAUCUAGGGGAUCCUUCUCAUGUUGUAAAGGAGUAUUUUUACCACAACAGCUACAGCAUUCCCUUUGAGAAUGAAAACUUCUCAACACCAAAAUCAUUGGUUUUUGCUGAUAAGUUAGGAAUAUCCAAAGGCUUGCAGCAAUAUUUAGACCCAUCAUCAAAAUACAUUUCACCAACACAUGCCAAAGCACUGAUGGAAAAUGGAUUUGAAGUUUUUCUCUCAGAAAUGAAAAUCCCAAAUAUCAAGGCAAACUUCCAAGACGUUUUGUUUGUGUGGGGUAUUGCAGAUAUGACUUCAUACAAAACAGAGAAUGUGUUAGACAGCAUGGCAAAUUCUUGUGAAAUCUUCAGAAAAAUUGUUGCAGGACUCAAGACAAUACAUUUCCAAAGCUCCAUCAGAGUUGUAACCUAUCGGUCAUCAGAGGACACAGUUGACCAUAUUAGUCCUGGUUUUGUACUGUCUGGAAUGAUAAGAGCUUGUGCUGCUGAGAUAACAGAGCUUUCUUUUCAGCUGAUAGACAUAGGCUCAGUCUCUGAAGAGGACAUCAAAGCCUUUGCUCAGAUCCUCAGAUCAUAUCCUUGCAGCAAAUACCCAGAACUAAUUGUGAAAAAUGGACUGAUUUAUAAGCCACAGAUAAUCCAAACCCCCAUUACAACUACAGACAGUGCUAGCCAAAGCCUCCACUCUUCACAAUGUGAAAGUUUUAUUGUGCAAACGUCUGAUCCCCACAGAAUGACAAGGCUGUCUGCAAUAGGUUCUGAUGAAAUUGUUCAACCUGUUGGUGCAAAAAAUGUGGAGAUCCAGCUCUGUAAAAUAGCUGUGCACUCCUCAGAUUACUUUCCAGUCAGUGUCUCAGAUUUGAACUUUGGUCAGACUUUAUACUGGAGCAAACACACAUCCCAGAACCACAAGCUUUUAGCCCUUGACUUCAGUGGCACUGUUACAGCUGUAGGAAAGGAUGUUAGAAAACUGAAAUUGGGAGAUAAGAUUGUGUGUUGCUACCCUGUUACUGCUUCUAGCAAAGUUGUUAUUCCAGCAGCUGCUUGCUACAAAACAAAGAGGCUUCCAUUUUUGAAGGAAACGCCAUGUGUGUCCUACAUUAUAUUGGCUUGGGAAGUCCUGCACUGUGCAUUACCAAUGACUAAACAACGUAUGAAGUUAGGCAUUUUCUCCACUAUUCCAGACUCAGUUCUUGUGAAGGUCCUAACUUUAACAGCAAUCAAAUCAGGCUGGAGUGUCACCGUGGGCACAAAUGCUAAUCAGCUGACUUCGGAUUGCCAUGAGGUGGUGAGAAUUGUGCUCCUGCCUCCCUAUGAUGAAGGUGUUAUAGCACAAACAGCGAAUAUUAAUGGUGUUAGAGACAUUGUUCUUGUCUCUGACAACCAAACCUCUGUCAGUCAGCUUGACUUGAGAGGUUAUAAUGAUGAGGUUUUCAUGAAAGUCCUUUUCACAUCAAACAUAUUGCAGAAGCAAUCAAUUACAGCACACAAGUCAUGCAUUUCAAACUGGCUGAAACACAUGCAUUUGGACAAAAGGUCUGUGUUUUUUGAAAAGACCACUUUUCAAAAACUGGCAAAUGGAAACAUUGAUUGCUUCCCUUUAGAUGAAUCUAAAUCAUACUUUAGAUGUCAGACAAUGCCUGUGGUGGUCCUUGGUGAUGAUACCAAGGAUGAACUGUCUGACAUUCUGCUUAUGCAAAAGGUCCAAAAGUUGUUCCAGAAAAAUUCUGUCUACAUAGUGACAGGAGGUCUCUCAGGACUAGGCUUUGAGACAGUGAAGUUCAUUGCUCAGAGAGGGGGAGGGAACAUUGUUAUCCUCUCUAGGAAUAGCCCAAAUGAACUGAUGGAACUGGAAAUAAAAAAUGUUAAAAAUCAGUGUCAGUCCAUAAUCACAAGUCUGCAAUGUGAUGUCUCAGCACCAGAACAAGUUUACCACACAAUUGCUCAGAUCAAAAAACUGUUCUCAUCCAAUCCAAUUAAAGGAGUGUUCCACAGUGCAGUUGUUCUUCAUGAUGGGCUUAUUGAAAGCCUAAACAAAUCCCUCUAUGAGAAAGUCAUGAGGCCAAAGGUGAAUGGUGUGAUCAACCUUCACCAUGCCACUAAACACUGUGAUUUGGAUUAUUUUGUAUGCUACUCCUCCAUCUCAGCUUUCAUUGGCAAUGCUUCUCAGACAAAUUAUGCUGCUGCCAAUACAUUCCUGGACACAUUCUGUCAAUAUCGUAGGAACAUGGGGCUUCCUGGACAGUCGAUUAACUGGGGGGCUUUAAAUUUGGGUCUCCUGUUAAACAAAGAACAUUUCCAAAGAUUUCUGGAGGCAAAAGGAAUGAUGAUCCUGGAAGUUCCAGAAAUUCAUCAAAGUCUUGAACAAUGUCUUCUCAUGAACAAACCACAGCAGGUCGUAUGCAAAUUCAAUUUCAAAAACAUCAGAUAUAAUGUUCUGUCACAAAACAAAUCACUUACUUCUCGAUUAUCAGCAUUGGUAGAAGAGGGCCUCAGAAAGGCUACAACGCUCAACUCCAAUCUUGAGCAGUUUAACACAUUCUCUUCACCUAAUGAAUACAUUAAGUCUGUGAUCAGUAACACUACAGGUGUUGAACAGAAUGAGUUGUCUGAUGAUACACCUCUAUCAGUGCUGGGCAUUGAUUCCAUGUUAGCCAUGACUCUACAGAAUCUCAUCUUUCAGGAGAAAGGUGUGAAUGUGCCACUAGUGGCACUCCUUGAUCCAGACAGCACACUCUCACACUUAGUGAAAAUCUUGGGAGAGAAAAAAAAUGAAGGAAACUAUCAGCAUGAGAAUGACUUACUAUCUAUGCACACAGCGGAGACAACAAGGUUCUAGAUAUUCUGCUCAUUGUUA